This is a messenger RNA of Plasmodium malariae, 1128 nucleotides long. Its product is annotated as conserved Plasmodium protein, unknown function. Bases 1 to 1128 code for a protein of 375 amino acids. NCBI's taxonomy places the organism in Eukaryota, Apicomplexa, Aconoidasida, Haemosporida, Plasmodiidae. The record is from RefSeq and is a predicted model, not a curated record. The transcript has a single exon.
AUGGGAACAUUUAGUGAGCCCACCUGUGAAUGUACAGAAGGAGCAUCUCAAAUCAGAGGAACUCCAUCGAGCAAAACGUUGACUAAUACAUUGAAUGAUACGUUGACUAAUACAUUGAAUGAUACGUUGACUAAUACAUUGAAAGAUACGUUGACUAAUACAUUGAAUGAUACGUUGACUAAUACAUUGAAUGAUAUGUUAACUAAUACAUUGACUGAUACGUUUACUGACGCGUUGAGCAGCGAAUUCGCUAUUCGUGAAAACGAGGGGUGGGGAAUACCCUGUAAAGACACUCAUAACAGUAACAAAUUACCUACCACUGAACGUAUAAAAACAAACGAAAUUACAACUACAAUUUGUAUAAAUUCUAAAAAGGAAGACGAAAAGGGAAAAGAAAAAAAUUUACAUAUAAAAAAAAAUAGUAUAGAUUUUGACAAUUUUAAUCAAAGUAUAUUCAGUAUAAAUCUCAAUGAGAGAAAUGAGGAAGAGAAAAAUAAAAAAAAUGGUAAGGACGAUUAUCAGAGAACAGAUAACAUCGAUAAUGAAAGGAGUAACUAUACGGACGGAAAUGAUGUGGAAGAGGACCCAGGAGAAAGUCAUCCUGACAGUUAUAGCAUUCAUGGUACACUUGUUACACAUAACGAACAUAUCAAGCUUACCAAACGGGGAGAGUCUGGCAAAUCUGGCGAAUCUGGAAAAUCUGGAAAAUCUGGAGAACCUGACGAACCUGACGAACCUGACCAAAAUGACUGUUAUGCGAUAAAAAGGAAAAAAGGAAAAGAAGCCCACCACUUGGACGACCACAGCGAGGACUCCUCGGGGUAUCUCCUCGAUGAUGUAAGUAAUAUUUUAAAAAAAAAAAGCAACGAAAAAAUGGAGAAGAAAAAUAGGUCUACCUAUAUUUUUCAACACAAAAAAAGAAUAAAAGACAGGAAAACGCAAAAACAAAAAGGAAAAAAGAAUAAUCCUUUAAAACCAAAUUUUUUAAAAAUAAAUAAGACAUCAAAAGAUAAUAUUAAAAGAGCUAGUGUAGCUACUAUAAUGUUGGAAAACUUUUCUAAUAGCGAAAUGGACUAUAGCAGUGGUUUUUCAUGUGAUUCUGAGAGGAUUAACUCGAAUGAAUACUAG